UCCGUCUUUACGAUCAGACUUUUUGAAUUGUUUCCUCUGCCUAUUUAUUUACUAAUAUUUAUAUCCUUAAAUACUUAUCCUAUACGCAUGCGCUAGCUAUAGCCUAAAGAUCGAAAAUCCGCUCGACGUGCAUCACUCUCAAAUCUUCAACUGCCUCAACCAGACAUCAGCUAGCCUCGCCAGACUGUAUUCUUCACUACGACUCGCUUUCCAACGCUGUCGGCGCAAUAUUUGCACUAUGGCCGACAGAAUGACUCAGAUACUGCCGGUACACCGGUUAAACCAGGCACCCGAUCACACAUCCAUCGCAGAAUGGUGGGCAAGCGAGAAGCAAAAGGGCACUGAGGAAGCCGCUGUGGUCACAAAGGCCGCAGAGCUGCUACGGUCAAGCGAUAUACCCGUGGGCUUUCCUACCGAGACAGUCUACGGACUAGGCGCAGAUGCAACGCGGAGCGCGGCAGUGCAGGGGAUAUACAAAGCGAAGAAGAGACCCUCCGACAACCCUCUUAUCAUUCACGUCGACUCGCUAGAUAUGCUCAGUCGGCUGCUGAAUCCGACCCUGACGAGAGAUGAGCUUGCCAAUCCCAAUAUAAAUUCCCCGCGCAAUCAGAUACCAGCAAUUUAUGAACCUCUUAUAUCCCGAUUCUGGCCCGGCCCUCUUACCGUUCUCCUCCCGAAUCCCAAGGGGUCCCUUCUAGCGAAAGAAGUCACCGCGGGAUUACCCACGUUCGGCGCACGCAUGCCUUCAUCGGCAUUUGCUCGUUUACUCAUUCACGUCACCGAUAGACCCCUCGCUGCUCCCUCAGCCAACGCCUCCACAAAACCCUCCCCUACAACCGCGCAACAUGUAUAUGACGACCUCAAUGGCCGAAUUGACAUUAUACUUGAUGGAGGACCCUGCGGUGUUGGUGUAGAAAGCACAGUCGUGGACGGACUCUCCGACCCUCCGGCUGUCCUUCGUCCAGGGGGUGUUGGAAUUGAGGAAAUCCGAUCUUGCCCAGGCUGGGAAAAUGUCAAAGUCGGGUAUCACGAUGGUGCACUACAGAGCAAAGAAGCACCGCGAGCACCGGGCAUGAAAUAUAGACACUAUUCACCCAAGGCGCAGGUUGUGCUGUUCGAAGCCAGUUUAGAUUCUUCCUCCAUCGCUAGUCGGGUCAAGAAGCAGCAACUUGAUAUUGCUAUGGUCAGUGGAAAACGCAAGAUUGGUAUUGUGCGAACUAGGACGUGGCCUGUUGCGCUUGGAUUGGCGUCGGAUAAUAUCCAGAAACUUACUGUCCACGAAUUACCCGUCACAUCGUUACAUGAUACUAUUGCAAAUAUUAACAACGAAACCGAUUCAUCGCCCUUAAUAAUAUAUGAUGUGGACCUAGGCCCUGGUGCAGAUUCUAUUGCUCGAGGGUUGUUCUCUGCUUUGCGCCGUCUGGAUGGGCUGAAUGUAGAUGUUAUUUACGUGGAGGGCAUUCGCGAUGAGGAAGGUGAUCUGGCCGCUGCGGUGAUGAAUAGACUAAGAAAGGCCUCUGAAGUGGCCGUCACAGUAUAGAAAGAUAAAAGGCUUGAUAGACUUGCGAUACCAACAUAUUUAGACUGGAUGGAUGAUAAAUUAAUGUCUGUAC
Messenger RNA from Talaromyces proteolyticus, 1613 nucleotides. Its product is annotated as translation initiation protein Sua5. Gene Ontology annotation, cellular component: cytoplasm. The record is from RefSeq and is a predicted model, not a curated record. NCBI's taxonomy places the organism in Eukaryota, Fungi, Ascomycota, Eurotiomycetes, Eurotiales, Trichocomaceae. Gene Ontology annotation, biological process: regulation of translational fidelity. Gene Ontology annotation, molecular function: nucleotidyltransferase activity; tRNA binding; double-stranded RNA binding. The transcript has a single exon. Bases 239 to 1540 code for a protein of 433 amino acids.